Ostrea edulis (European flat oyster) is the source of this 9433-nucleotide messenger RNA. Its product is annotated as inositol 1,4,5-trisphosphate receptor type 2-like. The record is from RefSeq and is a predicted model, not a curated record. The transcript is spliced from 68 exons. Gene Ontology annotation, molecular function: inositol 1,4,5 trisphosphate binding; inositol 1,4,5-trisphosphate-gated calcium channel activity. Lineage: Eukaryota; Metazoa; Mollusca; Bivalvia; Ostreida; Ostreidae. Gene Ontology annotation, cellular component: endoplasmic reticulum; membrane. The coding region runs from base 1 to 8667 and encodes 2888 amino acids. Gene Ontology annotation, biological process: calcium ion transmembrane transport.
AUGGCAAUUCUAAGCAACACGACUGCGGGGGACUACCUCUGCAUAGGGGAUUCCAUAGCGCUGUAUUCAGUGGAGACAGAAGGAUAUGUCUACAGCCUUCAGACCAGUACUGUACACAAUGGGCUAUAUAUAUACAUAAACCAAGAUAGAGAGAAGCCGACCAAAAUCCCAAACUCUCAAGCUGUAGUAUUUGAAAUAUGUAUACAAAAUCGAUACAAACUGAGCAAAAAACUCCGGAAGUUAACUGCCAGCCAAAAUGCGGAAAUGACGUCAUCAACAAUGGACCUGACGACAUGCGUUAAGGAGCAAGACAAAAUACUUCUGGCUCAAGCAAAGCAUGCAGCCGAAGCUGAAAAUGCCGACAACGCCGCAGAACAAAAACGUCAAAUGAACAAAAGAGUUCGAUAUGGCGAAAUCGUGCAGCUGAAGCAUGUUUUAACCAACAAGUAUGUACACAUGUGUACUUCGCAGACAAGCCAGCAGGACAAGAACAACAUGAUGGUGAUGCUAAAUGAAUUCAACGCAAAGAAUGCCCAGUUCAGAAUUUUGCCUCAGUACAAAGUCAAAUCAGAAGGCGAAGUGGUUCAAAUUUACGAUCAAAUUGUCUUUGAGAGCAUCAAAUCCCCAGGACAUUUCUUUCAUGCAAGUUCUCCUUAUCAAAUAGACCACUCGACCUUUGGAUCAGAAGUUAAUCUUGGAGUAGAGAGAUCAGGACUCACGCUCGUCAGAUAUCACAAAGGAAUUUCUGAACAUGAUCAAUACGUCAGGGGUGGAAGCGUGGUAAGGUUGUUUCACAAAGAGCUGGAGGCAUAUAUAGUCGCGGAGGGACUGUUUAACGAGGAAGUCACCGAGGACGUACACUUCAGGAUUCGGGUUAUGGAUCAACAUAAACCUCGGACGCUUUCGCCUCCAACCUCCGGGAAUACAUUUUGGCAAAUUGAAGCCGAAAGUGGCAUCUUAAAUGGUGAUGUACUUCGAUGGGAGCAGCAGGUUCGAUUGAGGCACAUGACCACUCGAAAGUAUCUAUGCAUUGAUGGAACAAAAGAAAUAUCACUUGUUGAUGAUAAUGAAGACCCAAGAACUGUGUUCAGGCUUUACUCAGUUCUCAGUGAAAGAGACGAAAUUCACUUCGAAAGCUAUUGCAGAAUCGAACAUGUGCUGUCGGGGUUUUGGCUACAUGCCCUGAAAGAUGAAGAUUACAUCAGAAGAAAAUUUAGAGAUAUGGAUGCUGGGAACGAUCAGACUUUACGGGGACUGAUGUGGGACUCGGCACAAGUUAGAAAGGUGGCGGCAAGUGGGGAAAGUCAGUAUGAUGACGCCUUUACCAUUCAAAGGGUGGAGAAAUGUCAGGUGGAUGAGUUCAAUUAUGUGGCAGGGAUGGUGCCGUUUUUACAGAACCUGGUCAGAGACAGGGAGACCAGUAUUGUGCUGAAUGCUAAGAAGACUCACAUCGUCUUAACGGCAAUGACAGACCUUAGAAAAUUCAUGAUGAUAAAAGAUGUUCCUAGCAAAAACAGACAAAAGUUGAUGAGAAAUUUGAGGGUGAUUGAUCUGUUGGUGAAGAUUUUACAGUGCCCUCUGGAUGGGACCAUUGAUGAAAUGAAUUUGAUACAAGUUUUCAAAGAGGCAUACGAAAUACUUUAUACCUACAUGAUCGGAAAAAGUAGAAAGAAUGCACUCUACUUCGCAAAGUAUAUUGAAUUCUUCCAAACGCAAUUUACACAGAAGGGAGGUAUUGGAUUAAAUGUUGCCCAGAUGAUAGUUGAGCUUAUCAGAGACAAACGAAAAAUCGUUGACAGGAUAACCCACGAGCAGAUCGAUGAAUUCAUAGGCCUUCUUCAAAAAACGCAGAACUAUCGUUUUCUGGACCUGAUGCAUGUUUUAUGUGUCUGCGAUGAUAUCGCAAUCCCAAACAACCAAUCCUACAUUGUCAAAAGAUGGAUGCAAAUUGAACAGGGAAAAGGAAUAUUUCUGACAGCACGCGGACAGGAUAUCAACAGACAACCAAACAUUUUGUAUAUAACUACUGAUCACGGCAGAUCUUGGACGGCACUUCACGAGUUUGUUAACUCUGAGUGUGAAUGUUACGACAAAGACAAGCACGAUUUCCUGAUCCAUCAGCUGAACCUUUACAAGGCGCUUUGCUAUGGGAGAAAUGACUACUCAAUCAACAUGAUAACAAAAGAGCUGCGAUACUUGACUUGGGAAGAAGCUUUCUUAUCUCUUCGGUCAGACAUUUUACCGGAGGCAAUUCGAGCGAAAUAUUGCGACCUUACCACAAGUUUGUUUGUUGACGUCGGAAACAACUACUCUGUGUUGGAUCACCCCAAUAUCUGCUUUGUGUAUGAAUACGUCGGAUCAAAAGACGAGGAAAAAAGUCAGGGGGACUUUGUUGUAAAAGAAUUGGUAGCCAUCUUCCCCGUCCUUCGCGAUUGGAUUGCAGAAUUUCUGCUGGACAACAAGUUCAUGAUAGCUAGCGAAGUUGGUCACAAUAUGUUGAUUGAACAGGUCGUCCGACUCCUGUACCAUCUUGUGAAAUUUGGGUACUACCUUGACAGCGAGGAUGUCCAAAAUUUGUUACCACCAUUGUUACAACUCCUGGACGGCAGAAAAGACUAUCCCUAUCCAAAAGAUAAAGACAAAGGAUAUUCAAAAGAGGCAAUUAAAGAGGUGAAUAGAUAUCAAGCACAGGAUAGAUAUGAACAAAGUCCCGAGACAGAGGCAAUAGUAAAUGCCAAAUUCCAGGUUUUGGAAGUGUUGGAUUUGCUGUUGACGUAUCAGAGGAAUUCACGUUUACAGAGUUUCGUUAACAAGUUUAAGAAAUCAGAAAUCUGUUGUGAAGAGCACAGAGCAGACAUACAGUUGCCAAUGCUCUUUGAUGAUUUUGAUCCGCACAGUCAGUCGAAACGUGCCUUGAAAACCCAAAGAAAAAUAAACAAAGGACUUCGAAACAUGUUCAACGAGUCUGCGAUAUUUGACAUGGAGUUGCUCACCAAAAUUCUUCUAGAUCUGUCAAAUUACAAGUACAACAAAAUGAUAACUAAAUCUUUGAAUAUACUCAACAAACUGUACUCCUCAAAAACCAACAUGUUCAAAUUAUCAAGCAAAGCUCAGAUUUUGUUGACUCAAGACUCUGCCCGAGUCCACCGCGAGGUUCUCAAGAGUAUGCCGAUCCUUCGUCGCUUGGCCCGGGCAAAAUUAGACGAGCAGCAGGUCAAACUCAUGGGCGAUAUACUGGAUGAUCUGGCAGAGUUCUGCCAUCUACCCAUGACGCCUGAUGAACCCCAUCCAAUGAAUCAAAACAUUUUGAUAAGCAACGGAUUACUCAACAUUCUGUUUGAUAUACUGACGCAAGACAUCGAUUCAAAAUUGCUGACUCAGUAUGGUGGUAUGCAAGACAUAUUCAAGAAGACAUUACAUCUAUUGAAACUCCUUGCUCGUGAAAACGAAAGAGUUCAACUUCAUCUGUUUGAAAGAAUUGAUGUCCUUCUGGAUGUUCGAAUCGUUGAAUCUGAUCUAGCUAUUGCUCUGAAGGAGGUGUUUAUGGGGAAUCCAAACACCUGCUUGAAGGUCAGUCCUAGGCAGAUUCAGAAGAUUGUGUUCAGGGCCGCUGAAAUGCAAGACCGCGCUCCAGAGUUUCUAGACCUCUUAGGAAUGGUUGUCAAGGUCACCGGAACUGAUCUGACACUGAAAAGAAAUCAAGCAUAUGUGAUGAAGUACAUCAUGCAGAAUUAUAAGAAAGUAGCCUAUGUUUUAGACCUUGCUCUGGAAGACAAAGAAUCCAUUUUAACAAAUCCACGUCGUCUUCCCUCGCUGCGAUACUACCUGAGCUUGUUAGAACUGCUUUCCCUCUGUGCAGAGGGUGAAAAUAUGUUUAUCGAGUCACUUUGUCAAACAAUACUGCCAAUGGACGAUUUGCUGUGGGUGCUAAACAACCCCAACAUAGACAACGUGUACAAAAAGCCGUUCUUGUCUUGCUUACAUCACGUGUAUCUGAAGAAUGGAUCCAGUGGGGUGGAGACAAGUGCUGGAGAAAUGCCCCAUCACGAGGAUCUUUGGGAUUAUUUGUCGAAUUUGUCAAUCGACAUGAACCGACUUACUGAUAGUGUGAAAGAAGAUCCAGACAAAAUAGCAAUUCAUCUGAAAACAGCACCAGAAAGAAGUGGUGCGGCAAGUGCCCCUGACUUCGAGUCCGCCGCCUACGGAUCCGUCCUCUACUUCCUGGAGGCCGUACUUCCGUUUCUAGAAGCAUUCUACAGAGAUUUCUAUUUUCCUGAUGAAGCCUCACACGGAAAUGAAAUUGACGAAACUGACCAUAUUGCAAAAGCUGUUGUUAUGUUUUCGGAAACGAUUGGCCCACUUUUAUACAAGCCUUCUCAUAUGAAGAACAUUGUGAAUGCUCUGACCGUCAUUGUGCCAAUUUCAAAUAUGCCAAACUCAAAUGUGGACCACGCGUUGGACCGGUUUUCAUCCGGGGUAACAGUGGAGGAUACCUCCUGUGCAGUUCGAAGGGGAAAUAUCGAAUACUAUGCACACGAAAUUGAAAUAAACGGAAAAUUUAGAACAUUUGCAAAGAAUGCAGCCAUUGUAUUCGCGGGCCAUAACACUGUGACUGCACAACUGAAACUAAAGAGUGACAGAGAAUAUACGGAUCUCGGCGGAAAUGAAGAAAUACCCCUUGGCGAUGAAUUUCAAAGCUUGGUCAAACGUUUUAUUAACUUUAAUGAGAAAAGACCAGAGAGACGAUACGAAGGAGCCUGUGUAUUGAUUGAGCAAUUAAACAUAUCAAGCGUCAAGAAAAGAAUGACAGAAAAAGCCAUGCAGGAAAUGGACGAAUUAAACAUCAAAUGUUUACAAAUUCUAAGAACCAUCAUCCACAAUGAGGAACGUAAAAUGCCUGAGGACUGGGCUCUGAGAACGACGGAACCAGCAGUGAAAAAGAUACUUAGACAUAUCGCUGGUAUUCAGAACCUGUAUGAUAAGAAAGGCGCCAUGAAGAAGAGUCUCCCUCACUUGGCUACCAGAUGUGAAGAAGUGGCCAAGGAAGUCCUGGGGUUCCUCUGCAUCAUGCUUUUCAAUGCCAACACGUCAGUGCAGCAAGCAAUGUUGGAUUACUUCCUGUCGACGAGAGAGGAAGUGUUCUUUAUGGCUGUUAGGGACAGGAUGGCUCUGUCAACCAAUUCAAUAAAAGAAAAACGGUCACUUCAGGCCCAGAUGGAUGCAAAAAAGAAAAAUUCUUCAGAAGCAUUUAGUCAUAGAACACGGAGGGAGUUUCCAGUCUCCAUAUUGGCUCUAAAGCAAAUACAAGCAUAUGAGGAUGCACUACGACAGCAACGAUUAGCAGGAUGGUCAAGAAAGAAAAACAGCUCACAUUCAAAAUCAAAGAAAAAACCAAAACAUCCGAAGGAGCGCAAGGUUCCAAAGAAACAAGUUAAAGUCAAAGAUUCAGCCACAAAUGGUUUGAAAAAGGAAGUGAAGUUUGCACCGCCUGUGUCAAAGGAAGACCAAGCCUUAAUGUUUGCCCAAGAGCUAGAACCAGAAAUGGUUUCUAUUAGAGUCGAGGAACCUGAACCUGAACCAAAUAUUCCGGAACCAGAAGUAAAGGAAGAGGAAGAAUCCUUGGAAUAUAGAAAUGAUGGCUACAUAGAACUUGUUCUCAAGGUGAUGGCCCGGAUGUGUGAUGGUCAAAACCACACGUUGCAGGACUACUUGAGAGAACAACCAGACAACGUAAAAUCGUUCAACAUCAUUGGUGAGGUGACCCGAUUUCUAAAUGUGGUAUAUUCAAACAUCAAUGGAAAGAAUAUUGACCUUGUCAUUCAACUAUUUGAAACAAUGAACGAAUUCACAGCGGGGAACCAAGACAAUCGAGUGGUCAUAUUUGACAACAAAAUUAUUGAUUAUAUCAAUUUUAUUCUCCGUGCAGCAGAAUUCCAAUCAUGUCCGACAGAAAAAGUACUCGGCCUACGAGAAAGCAUAGCCAAUUUAAUAUUAUCUUUGAUUGAAGAAAACGGUCCUGGAAAAUCAGACAUUUCUUUGGAAGUAAAGGACACUCUGGACAAAAAGGCAAUCAUUGGACUUAUGACCGAAUGCUAUGAAAUGCAUCAACCCGAUAAAAAGAAAAUAGAGGAGUUGAAAAAUAUCUCCUUAGGAAUUGAUGCUAUUCCUCCGCAGCCAUCAAAGAAAUCCUUUUCACAAGCCCAGUCGUUCUUCAAAGGAAUGAGGAAACACAAAGACGAAUUGGCGGACGUCUACAUGGACGUGGGCUUUCGGUUUUAUCUCAUUCUUGCCCGCAUGUUUGAUAUAGACCCCAAACUUGUAGAAUACAUUAAAUUGGACUUGCUGCAACAGAAAGCUGUGAAUUUCUACCGGAAAAAUUGUCAGAGUAUUGAAAUUGUGAAAGAUGAUGAGUUACAAAAGGUCAACUUCAGAGUUAAAAACAAGCGGGUGCUUCGGGAGGAGGUAAAGGAAAUGCUGAAAUGGACUGUGGAUAGAUCUUCACCUAGUAACAAGAUCAGAGAACUCAUGGAAUGGACAAAAGACAUCAUGAAAGACAUAGCAUAUCAGAGGCAUAUUCUAAGCAACCCAAUAGCUAUCUGUCUCACAAAAGGAUGGCUUAUCUGGAACCAUAUCGUGACGAUUUUGAGCUUCACAAUCAACAUACUGAUGUUGGUAACGUGGCAAGCUAAGGCGUCGUUAGCAAGUCCGAUAGUGAAAGUAUUGAUGCAGAACACAACGGUAGUUCCGGAAGUAGUCAGAGACCCUAUUCCAGUUAUCACAACGUUGUCUGAUGAGGAAUAUCGCUUGGCUCUGUACACACUAGGUGGCAUGCAUAACUUUUUCACCGCUUUAGUGGUGAUAAGCUAUUUUCUUGGAAAUCAUCCACGUCUCCCACACUUCAGUAGUAUCUUCAAGUCCAUAAAAAAAUCUUGUACUCGGGACAAAAAAGAUGAUGACGAAGACGAUAAGAAAAACAAACAUCAGUCGAAAUUGGAUGCAAAGUUCUUCAGUUUUACAACAUUCUAUUAUUUGGGAUUUCUGGCCCUCUCCAUAGCGGGAACCAUGUACCAUGGGUACUUUUUUGCAUUCCAUCUACUGAACAUAGUCAACAAUAAUCAACUUUUGUCAGGAGUCAUAAAAGCUGUCACACAGAACGGUCGGUCUCUUGUAUGGGUAGCCAUUCUGGGCCUUGUGGUCUUUUAUUUAUACGGAAUCAUUAGUUUUGCGAUGAUGAGGAGCAUGUUUGACCCAGACGAUUACCUCUACUGUGCCUCGCUUUGGGAGUGUACAAUUACAGUUAUCAGAUAUGGGUUAAUUGGGGAUAUGUUUGAGAGUGUAAAUGCACAUAAGUCCGAGGCGUCAUUCUACAAGUUUGGGCUUGUUGUUAUCUAUCACAUAUCGUUCUUCAUCUUUGUGUCAACCAUCGGUCUCAACAUUAUCUUUGGAAUCAUUGUGGACACCUUUUCUGAACUUAGAGACCUCAAGUGGACAGCAGAAGCGGAUAUGCGUGAUACUUGCUUCAUCUGCAGUAGAAAUAGUUACGAUUUUGAGCAUCACGGCAAGGGAUUUGACCAUCAUGUGAGGUUUGAACACAACAUGUGGUCCUAUAUUUUCUUUUUCAUCCAUCUUCAUGGCACCAAAGUUAAUGACUACACAGCUUUAGAAAUGUUUGUCCAUAAACUGCUCUUGAAGGAAAAUUAUGACUUCUUCCCUCUUGACCGGGCCUUGUCACUUGCUGGAAUGGGUAAAGACUCAACGGAAACAAAAAUUGAUGAUCUGUUGUACCACGUUACAUCAAUUGUCGAUAAACAACGGAAAGAGGAAUUAGAAAAGAAAAGAAAUGAAGAAAGAGUUCGCCAAAAAGCCUGGGAACAAAGACACCGUCUUGGUUCUUUCCGACGUCGCGCUAAACUUCCUGCCCCUGCUGAUGAGGAUACAACACCUUCCGUUCCUCCCUCACAGACAGACGAGCAACCAGCACAAUCUGGGAUCGGAACAACCACCAGUUCAGCUCAACCGCAAACCAGUCAACCUGGGCAAUACCUACGCCCUGUAUAUCCGACAACAAGUCAACUUAGUGGUCGAGCAACUCCCGGUCGAAGAUUGAGCGACGUGGGGCUAGCAACAAGCAUGCUUGGAAGGUCGGACCUUCUCCAACCAUCAACAUCUGGUUUCCUGUCACGCCAAGACAGACGAACGUCCAUAACUAGCCGAAGUGGGAGUCCUGUCCGAUUCGAUCAGUUUCGUCGACGUAGUCCUUCACGUUACGAUGACGAGGAUGACCACAUAGGAAGCCCUGCACGAUGGGAUGACCGAACACGAAGUCCAUCAAGAUCUCGGUUAGGAAGUGAUGCAGAAAUGAGAGGAUUUACUCCUAGCCCUUUGUCACGAAGAGACACAAUGAUAACCCCAUCAGUCAUGAGCCCGAGAUGGGGAGACAGUUUAUCCACUAGUCCUAGAGCAACUAUGGUGUUUUUCCCAGAUUCCGAUCCGAUUCCACCACCACCAUCUUACAUGAGUAGACGCAGCAGCAUAGACAGACGUGGUAGCGACUUCCGACCUGAAUCAAUAGAAGGCCCAGCAUAUCCGAUGCCUGAAUUUGAUCCUCAGGACGAUGCAGAUAGCGCACACAGUGGGGACUACUCCAGAAGAGACUCAAGAUACUGAAUACAUUUUGUUUUAAGAAUUCUUAGUAUUUUAGAUUGGAACUGACACUAUAGUACAUUGUACAUCUACACUUUAUUAUAAUUUGAACAGAUAUUGAGCACAGCAUGUAUGAUCGGUAAUACUUUUCACUUCAUUGUUUACAUAAAUACAAUUCAUUGUGUACUAUAUGAUAGCUUUUUCAAAUUGAUUAAUUGAAGUUCAACUUCAGAUUUGUUUCAUGGGAAGUAGUUCUUUCACGAUUUUAAAAGGAAUCACUAUACAUUUUAUGAAAUCACUAUAUUUCGAACGGUAACCUUUAGGAAAUUUUGAGAGAUGGGGCUAUUUCCUAAUAAAUCGUGAGCUUAUUUCUUGUCAAUUAACCGAUCUGUCAUCUGCUUGAGAUGAAAAACGUUCUACCAGUCGUCGACCUCGUCAGAACCUUAACGAUAUAAUAGUUUUAUUUCAAGCACUGAACUUGUAACGAUUAAAUGUAAACACUGUAUAAGAAUCUGAGUUACACUGCAACCACAGUAUGUUGAAAACAUAUUCUCAUGAAAGUAGAACAUAAGCAAAAUCCAAUAGAUAUACACAGAAACAAAAAGUCCUAUAUAUUGAAAAAAUCAAGCUGAUUUUAUUUAUUGUCGUUGAAGUUUAUGGAUUGAUGUAACAAGAUAUGAGGAAAGUAACCCCAUAUCCAUAAUAUUCAAUUAUAAUUUACAUGACUUUGAUAGUGCUUAGCUUUACACCAAUGCUUUGAUUGUUUAUUCAUGUCAUUAAUUAAACUAUC